AUGGUGGUGCGUCUGUCCUCUCUCUCUCUCUCUCUCUCCCCUCUCCUCUGUAAAAAAAAAGAAAUUUGAGAUGCGGGUGUGGUUUUUGAGGUCUAGUGUUUGAGAUCUCGGAGGGUGGAAAAACGACGCCGAAUCAUUACCCCAUGGACGAAGCAACUCGCACGGUGUUUUACGAGACACGGCGUCACAUUACGAGGCCCUACAUUCCCAAUUACCCUCCUCAACAGGCAAACAACGGCAGCAGAGGGAGCUUUCGAUCACUGCUUUCCCUUCCAGGUGUGAGCCAGCUCAGGGAUAAAUGGAGCGAGUACAAACAGCCAAGAAAAUUAAAGCUGGCAUCUUUGUUUAUCUCUCCGAGAGGCGAGCGUGUGGCUGUUGCUUCCGGAAAUCAGAUAACGAUUUUGCAGAAGGAGGACGAAUACUCAAAGCCAUGCGGCACUUUUACAAGUGGAAGCCUUACUUCAUUUACAAUAGGAACUUGGUCGGAAAGUCAUGAUGUUCUUGGAGUUGCUGAUGACACCGAUACACUAUAUUUUAUCAAAGCAAACGGUGAUGAAAUAACAAGGAUUGCAAGGAGGAAUUUAAAAGUAUCUUUACCAGUAAUAAGCCUGAUUGUGCAAGACGAUUCUGACGUACAGAAAUCUUGUCUGUGUAGCUUUAUUGUGGUCACCUUUGAUGGUUCCCUUCAGCAUAUUGAGAUCAGUCAGGAUCCAACUUCUUCUAUAUAUUCUGCAUGCACCUCACAUAAUGGGUUAACUGCAAAGGGGCAGCUCUCUUGCAAUGUUUUCUGCGUUGACUACCACCCAGAGCUUUCUUUGCUUGCUGGUGUCAUACUAACCUCAGGAUCUUGUUAUCUUUCUCUCUGGCAUAGAAGUAGGAUCGUUGAUUUGGAGCAGCUUGUUACCAUUCAGUUUGAGGGUUUUUAUUCGAAACCAAAAGGAAUUCAGCUAGUAUAUCCAAAGGUGCUAAUCUCUCCACAGGCCAAAUUUGUUGGUACUUUAGAUGUCACGGGAUGUUUGCACGUAUUUAAGCUGGAUAAAGAAUGCCCUUCACUUUCCAAUUUUAUAUGCAGAGAGAGAUGCGAGUCAGAAGUGACCAAUAAUUUGUCAAGUGGAGAAGGGGAAUAUUUAAGUGACAUUGUGGAUUUUACUUGGUGGUCUGACCACAUCCUUACUUUUGCUAAAAGGUGUGGCGUUGUUACCAUGCUUGACAUCCUUAGUGGCUUGAAAGUUCAGGAAAAUGGAACUCUAUAUUCUAAGCCGGUUAUAGACAGAAUAAAUCUGUUUCAAGGAAACCUGUUUCUUUUGGAGACUCUGUCAUCUGAAGAGAGAUCUGACUCAAUGGAAACUAAUGCUUCACAUAGUAUGGAGCAUAUUGUAGUGGACAGCCUUGACCAAAUUUACAUUUCUUCGUUGAACUGGAGCCUUGUAUCAUUUUCUGAAAGAUCCAUCGGGGAGAUGUAUAAUAUUUUGAUUAGAAAUGAAAAGUAUCAAGCUGCCUUGGAUUUUGCUGCUUGUCAUGGGUUGGAUAAAGAUGAAGUUGUAAAGUCCCAGUGGUUGCAGUCAAGUCAAGGAACAAAGGAAAUAAGUACCUUUUUAUCAAAAAUUAAGGACAAAACUUUUGUACUCUCCGAAUGUGUUGACAAAGUUGGACCUACUGAAGAUGCUGUGAGGGCCUUACUUGUAUAUGGGCUGAACCUAACUAACCAGUAUGGGUUUUCUGAAUCAGAAAAUGAUGAAUGUAGCCAAAUUUGGAAUUUCCGUACGGCUAGACUUCAGUUAUUACAAUUCAGAGACCGGUUGGAGACCUUUCUUGGGAUAAACAUGGGCAGGUUUUCUGUGCAGGAAUAUAGCAAAUUUCGAGCUAUGCCUAUAAGUGAAGCGGCUGUUGCGCUUGCUGAAAGUGGGAAGAUUGGGGCCUUAAAUCUCCUGUUCAAGCGUCAUCCUUAUUCACUAGCUUCUUGCGUUUUGGAGAUUUUAGCUGCUAUCCCCGAAACAGUUCCUGUACAAACAUAUGGGCAACUUCUUCCAGGGAUGUCUCCCACUACAAAUGUUGCUGUGAGGGAAGAAGAUUGGGUUGAAUGCGAGAAAAUGAUAAGUUUUAUACACAGAUCACCCAAGGACUGUGAAAUUGGUAUGCAAAUCCAGACCGAACCUCUACUGAAGCCGUGCUUAGGAUCAGUUUGGCCAUCAACUAGUGAACUUUCAAUAUGGUACAAGAAGAGAGCUAGAGAUAUUGAUCGUUGUAGUGGACAGCUAGAUAAUUGCAUUUGCUUGCUUGAUUUUGCUAAUCGAAAAGGUCUUUACGAGUUGCAGAGGUUCCAUGAGGAUGUCUCAUACUUGCAUCAACUUAUUUAUUCUGAUGACAGUUGUCCAGAAAUAAAUUCCAGCUUGAGUCUUGUCAUGUGGGAACAGUUCUCUGACUAUGAGAAGUUCAGAUUGAUGCUUAAAGGAGUUAAAAAGGAAAAUAUGAUUGCAAGACUACGUAAUAUGGCAGUUCCAUUUGUGCAAGAUAGAUCACAGGAUCAGGUGGCAGAUGACCAUCCCACAACAGAGCAUAGCAAGGCUGAAUCAUUUCUGGUUAGAUGGCUGAAGGAAACUGCUUCAGAGAACAAAGUGGACAUCUGCUUGCAGAUAAUAGAGGAAGGGUGCAGCAAUUUUCAGAGUAACAGCCUAUUUGAGGAUGAGGUUGAAGCAAUAGACUCUGCUCUGCAGUGCAUUUAUUUGUGCACAUCUACUGAUACGUGGAGUACAAUGGCAGCCAUAUUAUCAAAGCUUCCACAAAUGCAAGGUAGUGAAAUAUAUAUUGAUGGACUUGAGAGAAGAUUGAAAUUGGCAGAAGGCCAUAUUGAAGUUGGGAGGCUCCUUGCAUUUUAUCAGGUGCCAAAGCCCCUGAACUAUUUCCUAGAGUCUCAUGAAGAUCGAAAAGGUGUAAAGCAAAUUCUUCGUCUUAUCCUUUCAAAAUUUAUACGUCGACAGCCUGGUCGAUCAGAUACUGAUUGGGCAAGCAUGUGGCAUGAUAUGCAAUGCAUUAGGGAAAAGGCAUUUCCUUUUCUGGACCUGGAGUAUAUGUUGAUGGAAUUUUGCCGAGGACUGCUGAAAGCGGGGAAGUUUUCUCUUGCGAGGAAUUAUCUAAAGGGUACAAGUUCAGUUGCUUUAGCAUCAGAGAAGGCUGAAAAUCUUGUCAUACAAUCUGCAAGGGAGUAUUUCUUUUCAGCUUCAAGUCUUUCUUCUCCUGAAAUCUGGAAGGCUAAGGAAUGCCUCAAUUUAUUUCCAAGCAGUGGAAAUGGCAGAAUAGAGUCUGAUAUUAUUGAGGCACUUACGGUUACACUUCCCAGCCUUGGAGUGACUCUCUUACCCAUGCAAUUCAGGCAAAUAAAAGAUCCAAUGGAGAUAAUCAAAAUGGCAAUCACACGCCAAAGUGGUGCAUUUUUACAUGUUGAUGAACUCAUUGAGAUUGCAAAACUUCUUGGAUUGAGCUCUCCAGAUCACAUAUCUUCUGUUCAGGAAGCUAUUGCCAGAGAAGCUGCGGUUGCUGGUGAUCUCCAAUUGGCCCUGGACCUAUGUCUUGUUUUGGCUAAGAAAGGGCAUGGUCACAUUUGGGACUUAUGUGCUGCAAUAGCAAGGGGUCCUGCACUUGAAAACAUGGAUAUGAAUUCUCGAAAGCAGCUACUGGGUUUUGCUUUGAGCAAUUGCGAUGAGGAAUCCGUGAGUGCGUUGCUCCGUGCAUGGAAGGAUCUUGAUUUGCAAGGUCAAUGCGAGACAUUAAUGAUGUUGUCAGGGACAAAAUGUCCAGAUUUCUCAAUUCAAGGCUCCUCGGUUAUUACAGGUCCAGUCCAUGACGAUCAAGAAGUCUAUCUUGAUAACAUAAAAACUGUACUUUCUGCUGUUGCUAAAAACUUGCCUGUUAACGGAACGAACUGGGAAUCUGUUUUGAGAGAAAAUGGAAAUUUUUUGACAUUUUCUGCCCUGCAACUUCCAUGGCUGCUUGAGCUAAGUAGGAAUAGAGAACACAGUAAGAAGUCAAGUGGUAACUUUAUUCCUGGAAAGCAAUAUGUCAGUGUAAGAACACAGGCUCUAGUGACCAUUCUGUCCUGGUUGGCGAGAAAUGGUUUUGCUCCUACUGACAAUGUGGUUGCGUCUCUGGCAAAAUCAAUAAUUGAACCACCUGUUACCGAAGAGGAAGACAUGGUGGGUUGCUCCUUUCUGUUGAAUCUGUUGGAUGCUGUGAGUGGGGUUGAAGUGAUAGAGGAGCAGCUUAGAACAAGGAAGGAUUACCAAGAAGUUUCUAGCAUCAUGAAUGUGGGGAUGACAUAUAGCUUGUUGUAUAGUUCAGCAUUCGAGUGUGAAGAUCCUACGCAAAGGAGGGAGCUGCUACUAAGGAAGUUUAAAGAAAAACACACAGGUGAAAUAGGCAAAUUUGACAAGGUGCAGUCUAACUUUUGGAGGGAAUGGAAAUUAAAAUUAGAAGAUCAAAAGCGUGUUGCAGAUCGUUGUAGAGCAUUAGAGAAAAUAAUCCCUGGCGUUGACACAGUACGCUUUUUGUCUCAGGACUUUAAUUAUAUUGAGAGUGUUGUGCUUCCCUUGAUUGAUUCAGUCAAGUUAGAGAAGAAGCACAUUUUGAAGGAUGUUUUAACAUUAGCUCAUGAAUACGGCUUGAACCGUUCACAGGUCUUUUUGUGUUAUUUGAGUUCUGUCCUUAUUUCUGAGGUUUGGACCAAUGAUGAUAUUACUUGUGAAAUUUGGGAAUUUAAAGGUGAAAUAGUUGGCUAUGCUGUGGAAACCAUCAAAGCUGUUUCAUCUAUUGUAUACCCUGCAAUUGAUGGAUGCCAUAAGGUGCGGCUUGCUUACAUCUUUGGUCUGCUUUCUGGCUGCUACUUGCAACUGGAACAAAACAGAAAAGAAUUACCAAUUAUACACCCUGAUCAAGUGCAUUUAUCUGGUUUUAGGCUAUCUCGUUUUUACAAGUUAAUGGAACAAGAGUGCAGAAGAGUCUCCUUUAUUGCGAACCUUAACUUCAAAAAUAUUGCUGGAUUAGGUGGUUUGAACUUUAAGUGCUUAAGGCAUGAAGUGUACAUGCACGUAUAUGAUAGUAGCUUGGAAGCCUUGGCAAAGAUGGUAGAGGCACUUGCCAGUAUAUAUCCCGACCCAUUGUCGGAGGGUCUGAUAACAUGGCAGGAUGUCUACAAACAUUAUAUUUUGAGUUUGUUGGCAACUUUGGAAACCAAAGCUAGAACUGAUUCGGUCACGAAAAGCACUGAAAACCUUCAAAUCUUAGUAUGUCAACUUGAGCAGAGCUAUGAAUGUUGCAGAGAGUAUAUUAGACUCUUGGCACAUUUAGAUUCUUUGAACAUUAUGAAGCGGUAUUUGACAAUAAUCAUACCGCUUUUGGGUUCUUAUGGGACUCUACCAGAUAACUCAGCAUGGCAAGAUUGUCUAAUACUUAUCUUGAACUUUUGGAUAAGAUUGGUUGAGGAGAUGAAGGAAAUUGCAUCCCAUGAGGAUGUCGGAGAAAAUCUCAGGCUCAAUCUAGAUUGCUUAGCGUGUUGUCUAAAGGUUUUCAUGAGGCUGGUAUUAGAAGACACUGUCUCACCAAGUCAAGGCUGGGCUACAAUUGUCAGCUUUGUCAAUCAUGGUUUAAUUUGUGACUCUCCUUCUGAACCUUAUAUGUUCUGUAGAGCUGUGAUUUUUUCUGGUUGUGGGUUUGGAUCUGUGGCUGAAGUAUUUUCCCAAGCGGUUUUAGGGGGUCCAACGGGUUCCGCUUUGGCCGGAGACACUGAAAUCCAGGAACUUCCCCUUCUCUACUUAUAUAUUUUGGACAGCAUUUUGCAGGAUGUGGUUACCCAUGGAUCCCAGGAAUAUGAGAAAUUAUAUCAGCUACUAUCCUCAUUGAGUAAAUUAGAAGGUGAUUUAGAAGAUUUAGAUAGGGUGAGGCAACUAGUUUGGAAAAGAAUGGCUAAGUUCUCUGAAAACCUGCAGCUGCCGGGUUCAGUUCGGGUUUAUACUAUAGAGCUUAUGCAAUACCUCACAGGUAAUAGUAUCAAGGGUUUGUCUGCUAGUAUACAAUCUAAUGUUACGCCGUGGGAAGGAUGGGAUGAGGUGUACCUUGCAAGUAAAAAUAGUGAGACUGCUAAUCAGGGGUCGGCAGAUCAUAAUGAUACAUCUAACAGGUUUACAAGUACAUUAGUUGCCCUCAAAUCGACACAGCUUGUGGCAACCAUAUCACCCACCAUGGAAGUUACCCCCGAUGAUCUCUCAAAUCAAGAGACCGCUGUUUCUUGCUUUCUGAAGCUGUGUGAUGCUGCACAAACAUAUUCUCAUGUUGAUUCUUUGCUAGCCAUGUUAGGGGAGUGGGAAGGGUUUUUCUCAGUGAGGGAAGAUAAGAAAGCCUCUAUAGAAGCUCCUGAGGCUGGAAAUGAUUGGGAUGAUAACUGGGACGAUUGCUGGGAGAGUUUUCAGGAGACAGAAUCUCCUGUGAAUGAGAAGGAAAUAUCCUUUUCCGUUCACCCUUUGCAUGCAUGUUGGUUGGAGAUUUUCAAAAAACUCAUAACGCUCUCCCAAUUUAAAGAUGUCGUCAGACUAAUUGAUCAUUCCCUACCGAAAUCAAAUGGGAUAUUGCUUGAUGAAGAUGGGGUGAAGAGCUUGAGCCAGAUCCUUCUUGAAAGAGAUUGUUUCAUGGCUUUAAAGCUGGUGCUUUUACUGCCUUUUGAAUCACUACAGUUGCGGUGUUUGGCUGCCGUUGAAGACAAGUUGAAGCAAGAAGGCAUCCCUGACUCGAUUGGCGGUGACCAUGAGUUAUUAUUGCUGGUAUUAUUCUCCGGGGUUUUACCCACUAUCAUCUCCAAUUCUUCAUACGGAAACACUUUCUCUUAUAUCUGCUAUUUGGUCGGGAACAUAUCCCACAAGGUUCAAGCAGCUCAAGUGCAAAACGAGAGAUGGCCGUUGCUUUUUAGAAGAAUGCUCUUCCCCUGUUUUAUAUCAGAGCUUGUGAAAGCAGAUCAGAAACUUCUAGCCGGACUCAUGGUUACGAAAUUUAUGCACACAAAUGCAUCGCUUGGUCUUGUUAAUGUUGCGGAGGCAAGUCUCAGUCGGUUUUUGGAGGUGCAGCUCCAUGUACUACACGACCUGCUUGAUGAGACACAUUCACCGGAAACAUUGAACAAUACUGUUUCUAGUUUGAGAGGCAAGUUGGAAAAUCUGAUCCGGACCGCAUUGUCAUUGCUUCCAACUAAAGUCAGAUGAACAGGUAUGAUGAACUCUUCCUACUUUCUGUCGUUAGGAGCCGGAGUUGUAUGUAUAGAUGUUUGUUAGGCAGUGUUUGAAAAUAUAGCUCGGGAUGUAAACUUGACACCGAAAGGAAUACAGAUGAUGUACAGUCUCCGUACUGAUCCUUGUCGGAUCGGAGUGUAUAAAUUCGAAUAAGACACGUAUCUUACUAUUUGUAUAGUAGCACGUGGUGUACCACUCUGUGUACUGAUCACAUUGAAAAAUUUCUCCUUCGUGAAA
Molecule: messenger RNA, 7505 nt
Organism: Malus domestica (apple)
Lineage: Eukaryota; Viridiplantae; Streptophyta; Magnoliopsida; Rosales; Rosaceae
Product: MAG2-interacting protein 2-like
Biological process (GO): retrograde vesicle-mediated transport, Golgi to endoplasmic reticulum
Cellular component (GO): Dsl1/NZR complex
Molecular function (GO): SNARE binding
Source: RefSeq, a predicted model, not a curated record